AUGAGUUACGGUCGUCCUCCUCCCCGUAUUGACGGGAUGGUGUCUUUGAAAGUUGAUAAUUUAACUUACAGAACAACGCCGGAGGAUUUGCGCCGUGUGUUCGAGAGAUGCGGAGAAGUUGGUGAUAUUUAUAUUCCCCGAGACCGAUUUACCCGCGAAAGCCGUGGGUUCGCAUUUGUCAGAUUUUAUGACAAACGUGAUGCUGAAGACGCACUCGACGCAAUGGAUGGACGUCUUCUAGAUGGAAGGGAACUUCGUGUACAGAUGGCUCGUUACGGAAGGCCAACUUCACCUCACCGGAGCCGUGGAAGUCGCCGCCGAGGAAGAUCACGUAGUCGCAGCCGGGAUCGCCGACGGUCUCGUUCAAGAUCCAAGUCUAGGUCACGAAGCCGUGACCGUGACCGCAGACGUUCCUACAGCCGUAGUCAUAGUCGUUCCCGCUCGGAUAGCAAAAGCUCCCGAGGUAAAUCUCGCUCACACAGUAAAUCUGCCGAAAGAGAGAAUAGCCGAUCUAAGUCUAGGUAAU
Messenger RNA from Cotesia congregata, 526 nucleotides. Lineage: Eukaryota; Metazoa; Arthropoda; Insecta; Hymenoptera; Braconidae. The record is from the annotation of a GenBank genome assembly.